Messenger RNA from Sodiomyces alkalinus F11, 915 nucleotides. RefSeq names its product S1/P1 nuclease. NCBI's taxonomy places the organism in Eukaryota, Fungi, Ascomycota, Sordariomycetes, Glomerellales, Plectosphaerellaceae. The transcript has 3 exons. Gene Ontology annotation, molecular function: endonuclease activity; nucleic acid binding. Gene Ontology annotation, biological process: DNA catabolic process. Bases 1 to 915 code for a protein of 304 amino acids. The record is from RefSeq and is a predicted model, not a curated record.
AUGAAGCUUCUCCCCUUAUUAACGGUACUCGGCACAUCGACAUAUGGAGCUUUGGCAUGGGGAAGUCUCGGUCACGUCACGACAGCUUACCUAGCAAGCCACUUCGUCUCCAACACGACCGAAGCCUUCUUCCAGGAUCUCCUUCGUGACGAGACGAGCGACUACCUCGGCAAGGUGGCCACCUGGGCCGACACCAUCCGCUACACCCGCUGGGGGCGCUUCACGAGCGUCUUCCACUUCAUCGACGCCAAGGACGAGCCCCCGAACUACUGCGGCGUCGACCUGGCCCGCGACUGCAAGCCCGAAGGCUGCGUCGUCACCGCCCUGGCGAACUACACGGCCCGGCUCCUCGACCCGGCGCUGCCGGCCUGGGAGCGCAACCAGGCCGCGCGCUUCGUCGUCCAUUUCGUCGGCGACAUCCACCAGCCGCUGCACGACGAGAACGUCGCGCGGGGCGGCAACGGCAUCCACGUGCUGUGGCAGGGUCGCCAGUUCAACCUCCACUACGUCUGGGACAGCGCCAUCGCCGAGCGGCUGAUUGGGGGGAGUCGACGGAAGCCGUACGACAAUGCGAGGCGGUGGGCGGAAGAGCUUGCCGUCGAGAUUCGGGAGGGCAAGUUUGCCGACGAGAGGGAGGGAUGGCUGAAGGACGUCGACGUUGAUGAUGCGACGGAGACGGCACUGGCGUGGGUGCGGGAAGGCAACGCCUAUGUCUGUUCACACGUAUUGCCAGAAGGUCCUCUUGUUAUCGAGGGACAGGAACUGAGUGGGGAGUACUAUGAAAAGGCGGCUCCCGUCAUCGAGUUGCAAGUUGCCCGUGCUGGGUACCGGAUGGCUGCCUGGCUUGAUCUCAUCGCGAAGCGGUUCCAGGAACAAGGAGCCGACCGGGUUGAAGGUCCUUGGGAGGAACUUUGA